Messenger RNA from Callorhinchus milii (elephant shark), 2880 nucleotides. RefSeq names its product mitogen-activated protein kinase 8 interacting protein 1b (gene mapk8ip1b). The coding region runs from base 274 to 2385 and encodes 703 amino acids. Gene Ontology annotation, molecular function: protein binding. Lineage: Eukaryota; Metazoa; Chordata; Chondrichthyes; Chimaeriformes; Callorhinchidae. The record is from RefSeq and is a predicted model, not a curated record. The transcript is spliced from 13 exons. Gene Ontology annotation, cellular component: cytoplasm. Gene Ontology annotation, biological process: regulation of JNK cascade.
GGCGGAGGGGGGUUUGCGUAAGAUGAAGGCGAGGCAGCAUUUCCUGUUUCUGCUGGAUAUCUAUCUAUGUACAGUAUAUAUAGCAGCUAAUAGCUGACAUCUUCAUGGCACUGACUCUCUGCAGUGCAGGGCUAGUGCCCUGGGUGAGCAAUGGAUUAGAUGUGCAGUGAAUCUAAAUGACACAGGCAGUGCCACUGAAGAAAGAGGACGUUACCGAUGGCCAUAUGUAUGUUGUGUUGGUUGAAGACAAUUUGUGGGAACAGUGGGCACUAGAUGAUUGUUACCUCGGACAUGGACUCUCACGAGGAUGACAGCUGGCUGGAAGACCAUUGGGAAGAAUGGUUAACCCACGACAUAAGCCUGGAGGAGUUUGAAGAUGAAGACCUGUCAGAGAUAACAGAUGAAUGCGGGAUAAGUCUGCACUGUAAGGAUGGCCUGGCCAUGAGGACUCACGUGACUCUGGAGACUCAUAAUGCCCCGACUACAAGCAGGAACGAGGCAAGUUCAUUUCAGGCGGAGAUGCUGCAGCUGGAUUUGAUCGAUGCCGUGGACGACAUCGACGAGGAAGAGGAGGAGGAGGAAAGGGACAAAGCCGCAAAACAACCUGCGCCCAUCACCAUGGCCACGUACAAGCCCAAGCGACCCACCACCUUAAACAUAUUCUCCCAGGUUCCUCGAGCUCAGGACACGCUCAACAACAACUCGUUUGGCAAGAAGUACAGCUGGCAAGAGAAGGUUUCCCGCUCCUCCUCCCCACUGAAGACAGGGGAGCUGACGCCUCCGCACGACCACAUUUGCCUGGGGGAUGAGACCAAGCCCGUGAACAGCAGCUCUGCGUUGUCCAAAGACAAGGGAACACUGACCGUCCAGGUAAACUCCUGCCGGCGGGUGACCCCGGGCAAGAACGAGACCCUCGCGUCAAAGUCCGCGGAGCCGCCCUCGACCACCGGCCAGUGCACGAAGGGCAGCGAAGGCCACCACGAUGACUGCUCCCAGUACCAGACGCGAGUGCGGAUCGAGGCGACCGAGGAGAUUUACCUAACGCCGGUGCAGAGGAAUUCCGACUCCUCCGAGAACGAGAAGCCCUUUUUGUCCCAGUCCAACGAGAACAGGAUGUCGGUCAGUUCGGACAUUGACGCCGCUCAUUACCUGGCCUUGCCGGACCACCCCAAGCCCUCGAUCAGCGAGGAGGAUGAGGUGAUCGCUUACCUGUCCACGUGCCGCAGUCGCCCUUUGCCACGGACCUCGCUCGGCGCUGACGGGGCCUGUCAGGCGGGGGCUGGCGCCCAGCGGACCUCAGUCAGCUCCGACAGCGCUUUGUCGUACGAUUCCGUUAAGUACACGUUGGUGGUGGACGAGAACAUGCAGCUCGAGCUGGUCAGCCUGAAGCCCUGUUACUCGGGCUACAGCGACGACAGCGACUCGGCCACGGUUUACGACAACUGCCUGCCGUCGCCGUACGAGUCUGCCAUCGGCGAGGAGUACGAGGAGGGCGUGCUGAAGAGGGACUCCGUUUGCCUGUCGGAAAACUCCAGCCCGGAAGCAGAUAUUCCCUUCUCAAAGAAGUUCCUCAAUGUUUUUAUGAACGGCAGAUCAAGAUCAUCCAGUGCAGAAUCGUUUGGGCUGUUCUCGUGCACAAUAAACGGAGUAGAAAGGGAGCAAACACACAGAGCUGUGUUCAGAUUUGUGCCCCGACAUCAUGACGAGUUGGAGCUGGAGGUGGACGACCCUGUGCUGGUGGAGGUCCAGGCCGAUGAUUUCUGGUACGAGGCCUACAACAUGAGGACCGGAGACAGGGGCAUCUUCCCGGCGUACUACGCACUCGAAGUUACGAGAGACCCGGACCUCUUUCCACCAGCGAUAGAAAAACAGAACGACUGGGUAGACAAAUUUCAUUUGAAGUUCCUGGGUUCGGUCCAAGUGCCGUACCAUAAAGGAAAUGAUGUGCUGUGUGCAGCUAUGCAGAAGAUUGCAACAACAAGAAGAAUGACCGUGCAAUUCAACCCUCCUUCUAGCUGUGUUUUGGAGAUCAGUAUGCGAGGCGUUAAACUAGCGGUGGAAGCAGACGGAUUCGCCAACUACAAUCAGGGGUUUGACUGCGCUGGAAGGAAACUGGGGAAGACGUUCACGUGUUUGGCGGAGGGCAGUAAAUGCAGCCACUUCUUUCAACUGAAGAACGUUUCGUUCUGUGGGUAUCAUCCAAAGAACACCAAAUAUUUUGGUUUUAUUACCAAACAUCCUUCAGAUCAUCGAUUUGCCUGUCAUGUCUUCGUGUCUGAGGUUUCAACCAAACCUCUAGCAGAAUCAGUAGGGAGAGCCUUCCAGCAGUUCUACAAAGAAUAUGUGGAGUACACAUGUCCAACAGAAGAUAUUUAUCUGGAGUAGAAGCCGUUGACCUCGAAUCGUCCUGCUCUAUGUCAGUGUCAUUCCCUCACUCACCACCAUGCAUGAACAUGCUGUACUCAAUCAAGCCAGUAACAAAGUGGUUCCACACUGUACAGAACCUCGGUUUUAACCAAUUACAUAUUAUGUUUAGCCAUAAUACACAGAACCACAUCACAGGCAUUUAACAAAGGAAUGUGACCUUCGUUCUCAGAAGAACCCGGUCUAAGUUAGCCACCUUCAGUGGCAAAACAAGGCAAGCCCAUGUCUCUUAACACCUCUGUGAUGCAUUUGGUACAUAUUUUGUCCACCAGGGCCCACUAUUACAUAUCUGGUAAAUAGCAGGAUCAGAAACAGCAGCCAGCGCGAGCAAGUCACAAGAUUUGUUGUAACGCUGACUGACGUUCCCUUGUACUAAUUAAUAAUGGUGUUGUGUGUAAAGUUCUGAAACUUUGUUGGAGUGUGCAAUGUGGUUUAUUUAAAGGUUUGGUGACAGCA